GUGAAGGUGGCAGCAAUAUCACAUCCCAAGUCACCAGCAUCAAUAUGCAGACCGGAAACGGAAGCGCGGUGAAUCUUGGGAACUCUUUUGUCGAUUUUGAAAUACCCGUGACACUAGAGUUUCAGGAGACAGAGGCCGAUAUGGAAAAUAUCACAGCGCAAAAGGGAAUUUCUCAGACGAUUGAAAUAUCCGAUGGGUCGCAAAAUUUGUUCCAGGUUAUCCGACCUCCCUCGGAUCGGACGACGUAUUUCUAUGGCAGGCGUGAUGGGGAGGCAACCAACAGCUCGUACGAUUUCAGAGUCGCGAUUAAUGGCGCAUCGUCAUCCCGCAAAAAGAGAUCUACAACGGCAUCAAGUCAACCAGAUGUCAAUAGCACCAUCACUGUAGACGUGUCACAGGAUAGCAACGGGGAGUUGUCGUUGUACGUUCCUGCCGAGGGCCUUGACGGAGCGUCCUCGUUUAAUCUGCUCAUUCUUGCUGAUGGCGUUGGCAGUGCCAAUGGAAGCAGUCAAAAGUUGACGAUGAAGUCGACGGUGAUCAACCCCCGUUUUUACAACGCGGCCACGAAAUCUUGGAACUCCUCUUCCGGGUUACAGGACCUUAUAGCCUCUUUUUGA
Molecule: messenger RNA, 617 nt
Organism: Lingula anatina
Lineage: Eukaryota; Metazoa; Brachiopoda; Lingulata; Lingulida; Lingulidae
Biological process (GO): detection of mechanical stimulus
Cellular component (GO): membrane
Molecular function (GO): protein binding; calcium channel activity; calcium ion binding
Source: RefSeq, a predicted model, not a curated record